Ostertagia ostertagi is the source of this 402-nucleotide messenger RNA. The record is from the annotation of a GenBank genome assembly. Lineage: Eukaryota; Metazoa; Nematoda; Chromadorea; Rhabditida; Trichostrongylidae.
GAUCUCUGUGCCUCGGCACCUUGUGUCCAUGGAUUAUGUGUGGAUACGCUGUUCGCUCGGCGUUGCGUCUGUGAUGAAGGUUGGACGGGAGAGAACUGCGAUGUGAACAUCGAUGACUGUGCUUCACAACCCUGCCAAAAUGGCGGAACAUGCACUGAUGAGAUCGCUGGAUUCUCCUGUUCAUGUCCAGCCGGCUAUCGAGGGUACACUGUCAACAUUUGGUCGAUCACUGUGCAACAUCUCCCUGUAGGAACAAUGUCAUGCGAGGAUGGCAUCAAUUCGUUCAGCUGUGUGUGCAAGCCAGGUUAUAGUGGCGAGUUCUGUGAGACGCGAAUUGAUCAGUGCGCAUCAUCGCCAUGUAUGAACAAUGGAACGUGCUAUGACGAAGGUGGAUCGUACCGA